Messenger RNA from Cherax quadricarinatus, 4426 nucleotides. The record is from RefSeq and is a predicted model, not a curated record. NCBI's taxonomy places the organism in Eukaryota, Metazoa, Arthropoda, Malacostraca, Decapoda, Parastacidae.
AGCGUGGCUGGUCUCCCAGUGUUCACAGUGUUGUUGCUUCCUCUCUUCUCUUAGUGGUGAUUUUGACGCCUCCUUGAUAGUGAGAACCCAGCCAGUAUGUUUGUGUGUGUGUGUGUAUGCUGUGCCUAGUGCCUUCCAUGUGUCAGUGCCACAUGCAGUGCCUAGUAUAGUGCCAAGGCAGUCCUCAUCAUGCCUAGUGCCUUCGAUCUCUUCGGUCCCUUUGAGAACUCGCUCAGGACCUACCACAAACCACAGUGGCGCUUGCGGCCGUGCCCGUACGGUAUACACGUGCCCGAGAGCUGCACGUGUGAGCCCACGCACGAGUGUAAGCGACCACACUGUGCCAAUGACAUGCCCCUAGACCCACUGUCCAGGCUAACCAUUGGCACUCCUUUUGGCCCCAUGACUUCCAUCGUUGAUUCGCCGUCUUCGCAUAAGUGUCGCUCCAACGGAUGCAGCCAAUCUCCGCCCACAACGCCCACGCGGGCGCCGAGUGCAUUCUCUGUUGCUGUGGUGGACCGCCUAUACUCCACCCCCACCCACGCCUCAGCUGCCAAGAUGAAGUGUGUGGGUCGUUCUCAGAGCCAGGACGCUGCAGGAGACGACCCACCCGACGACACUGUGGGCGGUCAUGUUGGCAGGAAGGCUGGAUCCAGACUAAUAUCUCAGCUGAUAAGUGAUCAAGUUCUAGGUAGCCACGACCGCACGCGCCGCGACGGAGCGUCGCCUACACGCAGAACUCAGGGCAUACGCCGCGUGCCUACCAACUUCCCGUCGGACUUGGCCUACCCUACACGCCGCUCUCAGUCAUCACACGCAGCCGUCAAGACUGUAAACAGUCAUUUUAGUAAGCGCAGCCGUGUUAGCGAGAGUGAUGCUUCUUCCAGUGAGCUCUCCUCCUCCCCGGAGACAUCCCCAGGCACUACCCCAGUCACUACUCCAGUCACUACCCCAGGCACUACCCCACUCUCCACCCCCAGGAAACUACUAUCUCCCCAAAACAAUAUUAAUCAAGUUUUUCACAUGAAGACUUCAACUUGGAAGAGAGUUGCCAAGUCACCGAGCGCUCGAGCCUCGGCUGUGUUCUGUGGCGGGAUCACAAAGGGCAAGAUGAAGCCUACACCACUUAACAAGAGCGCCAGUGACGGUAUCGAGCUACUUCGUACUAACGCAGGACUGAGACAAGUCAAGGGUAUCGGUGUCCUGGGCGACGGAGACAAGAAGAUCUUGUGUGAAGACUUGCUGAGAGAGCCAGUGAGCGGCAAGGUGUCGCGCGUUUCCUCAGACUCUCGGGUAGACGAACUGCUGGCGCAGGCCUACAUGGCCCUAGAGAGCCUAAUACCAGAACAUAACAAUGGGGCGUCUUUGGUGCCUUGCCAGCCUCAACACGACUCGCUGAGACGCCUGGCUAUAGCUCACGCCAGGAAGGAGAACGGCAAGAGUUACAAGGAUCUCACCCAGAUACUGCAGGAGAAGAUAGAGGAACUCGAGGAUUCUAUGGCACGGUCAGAGGAGCAGGUAGCAGCAGCACGAGCCUGGCUGCAGGCAGAGAGUGUGUGGCUGGUACAUAGAGGCGGCUUCUGUGCUGCCAGGCAGCUGCGGGAGACAGAUUCUGGAGAAGCUUUACCUGAUGGACGUGUUAGAGUCAAGCUAGAACACAAUGGUGAUGUUAUUGAGGUUGACGAGGACGACGUCGAGAAGGCCAACCCUCCUCCAUAUGACCGGUGUGAGGACCUGGCACAGCUGCGCCACCUGAAUGAGUCAUCAGUACUACACACCCUCCGUCAGCGCUAUGGUUCAAACCUCAUCCAUACCUACGCAGGGGCAGCCAUGGUUGUCAUUAACCCCACCAGUCCACUGGCUAUCUACUCUGAGAAGGUUAUUCAAAUGUUCAAAGGUUGCAAACUGGAGGACAUGCCACCACACAUAUACUCUGCUGCUCAAGCUUCCUACCGUGACCUGCUGGCCACCAGGCGUGACCAGAGCAUUGUCUUCCUCGGCCGCUCCGGAGCUGGAAAGACUACUAAUUUCCGGCACAUAUUGCACUACCUGGCACUAGCUGCUGGGGCUGCUAAUAAAGUGCUCACAGUUGAGAAACUAAAUGCCAUAUCAACAUUACUUGAAGCUUUUGGCAACAGUCGGACAGUAAUGAACACCAAUGCAACACGUUUCACACAGAUAUUCAGCCUGGAUUUUGACCAUUCUGGACAAAUUGCCUCAGCAUCAGUACAAGUGUAUAUGCCAGAAAAAACUCGCGUGGUGCGUCGUCCUGAGGGAGAACCCAACUACCACAUAUUCUACCAGCUGCUAUCCGGUGCCGACAACGACCUUCGUCGAGCACUGGGCCUGGACAACCUCUCCGAACCAAACCUUUUCAUGACCCCACUGCAGAGGAGUGAGGACCGGCAAAAGGCAGGUAUCGCCUGGGCCAGGAUCCGUGCAGCUCUCGACGUGCUCGGUGUCUCCCCUGAUGAGCAGAAUGCCAUCUGGAGUGUCUUGGCUGCGGUAUAUCACCUGGGCACCGCUGGAGCUGUUAAAACUGCAAGUGGGAAUAAGUUCCAGUUCUGCAAGCCAGGUAGUGCCCAAUGGGCAGCAAGACUUCUGGGCACCUCAGUGGAAGAGUUAGCACGCUCCAUCUUCUAUGCCACUCCCACCACACCUUCCAGCAGAGCUUCAUUCAGUGGUCUCUCUGAGACAUUUGACGACAUUAUUGACAUGAUUCAACAUGCUGGUUAUGGUGAUAGAACUGCGUCACCGACAGAGAGACCAACCGAGCGUCCUGAAGGUGUAGAAGCUCUGGAGGGCAUGGCAACGGGUCUUUAUAGUGAAGCCUUCAAUGCUAUUGUAGCACUCAUCAAUAGAUGUAUAUCAACGUCAGCUCACACCAGCAGCUCCAUCUUGGUGGUGGAUGCUCCAGGUUUCCAGAACCCAGCGUCGUGUGGCAGAACCUCUGGGGCGACCUUCCAGGAUCUCUGCCACAACUACACACAAGAGCGCUUCCAGAUGCUCUUCCCCGUCUUCCUAAUAGAUUUUAGUGGAAAAUUUCAUAUGAAUAUCUUUCUUCAGGAAAACAUCGAGUAUGGUGAUGUAGCUGAUGAAAUUGGUACUCCGGCUCCCUUAAUUGCACUCAUAGACAAAGCAUCUUCCAACUGCGUUGUGCGAACCUCUCAGAUUGACCUGAGGGAGAGUGACCGACGAGGACUGCUGUGGCUGCUAGAUGAAGAGGCAAUAUUUCCCGGUGCAUCUGACCAGUCCUUCUUGGAGAGACUCUAUGCUCAUUAUGGAGAUAGAGAGUACUCACAACUGUUGAAGAAAGGAGCGGCUGCAGACCAGUUCACACUACAGCACUUCCAGGGUACCAACCCUGUCACAUACUCCAUCCAACACUGGCUCAAGGCAUCACGUGAGAACCCUGUCAUGAGACAAGCUGCUGCACUCCUACAGGAAUCCAACAAAGAAACCUUAAGCAGACUCUUCGUGUUUAGUCGUGGUCCAGUAAGCAACACCAUCAGUGGGUCGGUGGUGGGGAUUGAAGGCUCGCAGUCAUUAAGAAGAGCCUCAUCAAUCAGAAGAGCUUUCACCACAGGAACAGCUGGCAUUAAGCGAAAGAGUGUCUGCUUGCAAGUUAAAUUUACUGUAGAUGGCAUCAUCGAGAACUUACGACGAAGUAAACUGAGGUUUGUGCACUGCUUGUUACCGCAGCACAACGCUGGCUUGUGUGACCUCAAGGCUUCCCUCAUGAUGCCCAAUAAUACCAAUAAUUCUAGUGAAGAUAUUCUUCUUAAUGUGCCUCUCGUCCGCUCUCAGUUGCGAGGUUGCCAAAUCUUAGAUGCUCUGAGACUACAUAAACAAGGUUUCCCCGAACAUCUUCAGUAUAGUGAGUUUAGACGACGGUUUGCCGUGCUAGCACCAGCCGAGGCACGAGCCCAAGCGCCGGUGCUGGAUGAGAGAGCUGCUGUCGAGGUCAUUCUGGCUCACCUGGACCUAGAUUCUUCGGUGUAUCGUCUGGGUCUCUCUCAGGUAAGGUAAUCCAUGGUAAUGCUAGAGAUUUACAAGAUCUUUGAUGGAUUUACAGGCAGGAAUAGAUACAUCAUUGCCUUGCAGUGUCUGUCAUCACUGCUAUAAAGGGGUGCUUUCAUGUUGUGAAGAGUUCUUGAUCCAAGAAAUUAGAUGAAAUCCCAUUAUCUUUCACUCCCCAGGUACUAUGCGACCCCAAUUGAUUUAAAACACUUCCCCAUGAUUGUAAUAUAUUAAUUCUCAUCAGCGUACAUGAGUGGAACAACUGCUAGAAAUCAGGUGAGUUGACUUAUCAACUCAUUUGAUAGGAAUGACCACUACUGAACAGGUAAGUCUGGUUCACUACAUUUUGACCUCAUAACUGUGUGUUUGUGAAGAACUCUUGAGACUCAUCAAAUGUACCAAGGCC